CUUUUCUUUAUUUUCAGUAAAGUCUGAACACCUGAAGACUUGAAGAAUACCAUCCACGAAACAGCAGCCAAGCCUGAUUAGAUUAGACCACAAGUUACCAUUAACAAGUCAAGUCUGCAUAGAUGUAGCACUCUACAAGCAACCUUUUCAAGCCAGUCCAUACAAGCACAACAGCCUACAAGUCCUAGCGUUCACUAGGGUAGACAGAAACUACUGCAACUCCUACGUCAAUUGUGAAAAGAGGCUGGCAGGUCGUUACCGGCACACCAAAGCACGGCACAAGAAACUGAGUGACAUCUGAGGACCAAUUUUACCCCACUACAAGCCAGUUUUUAUCACCGCCAAGCCUCGUCAAAGUCUUCUCACACAUCCUGGCACAAACAAACAAAUAUAAAAAAAACAAAACAAACAAAAAAUAAAAACAAAAAUAACAAAAAUAAAAAAAAGACGUGCAUUUCCAAAAGCCGCCCCCCCUUUUCCCUCCUCCCCUCGUCUUUUUAAUAACCGAGCAUUCUGUAAUCCAGUCUCGUCGCAAGAAUCUGUGUUAAGUAGAAUCUUUGUUGACCAAAGCCUCAGUGUAUUAGAUGUAUCGUUUAGCCCUUGUGUCCUUUGGAUUUUGGGCGAAUUAGAAUUUUUUCCUUUUAUUUUUUCCUUUCUUUUCUUUUCUUUUCUUUUUUUCCUGUCUAGUGAAUGUUUAAAUUUGUUUUGAGACACAAAAUUAUCUUCUGAAGAAACUGGAAAGUCUCAAAUAUUUAUUCUUGCUCUGUACUUUUAUUGAAAUUAUAAAACUCUAAUAUUUGUUGACAAAGGUCUAAGUGUCUCAUAUGUUUCUUGUGUUAACACUGUAAACAUUGUUCCUAUAUAUAACAAGUGUGAAAAAAGAAGAAGAGAAUUUUAAGCGAAACUAAGAACUCCCAAGCGAUCAAGUAGUACCAACGCCAGCCAACCAUGGAUCCUCAGUGGACUUUAUUCCAGCCGCCAAUCUCAGAACCAGCAGUACUGGACUACAAUGGGGGAACCCUGCACCACCACAAUCGAUACAACGGCUUCUACGAGUCUCCCGGCUCUGGUCACCACCAGUCCCGCAAUUCCCACAGUAGCAUCCCCCCGCCCUCUCCUACCUUCAGCUCCUCCAGCUCCCACCACAACAUGUUCUCGUCCACAUGAACAACCAGAGCAACCAGCAGUCCUCCCAGUCCAACCACCAGACCAGCCACCACUCGCAACAGCACUCACAGCAGCCACAGACAUCGUCUCAGGGUCCCCCGCGAUCGCCGCAACUCUCCACCUCUUCGUCCAACUAUUACAGCUCCAACUCCAGCUCCCAGUACACCCCUCCAGUGGCAGACUUCAAGAUCGGCACCUUCACCCUUAACGCCAAUGGCUUCCCUUCCGAGUCCAACGGCCCCGAGACAACUAAUUCUUACUCCCACACCAAUGGCCUCUCCAGCAACAACAGCCAGAGCGUGAGGGAAACUGGAAUUAUCGAGAAGCUUCUGCAAACCUAUGGCUUCAUACAGUGCUGUGAGAGACAGGCAAGACUCUUUUUCCACUUCUCACAGUUUGAUGGUAAUACUGAGCACCUACGUAUUGGUGAUCCUGUUGAGUUUGAAGUGACCUUUGAUCGUCGCACUGGUAAACCUAUUGCCUCGGCAGUUACCAAGAUAUCCCCGGAAGUGGUUUUGAGUGAGGAGAGGGUGAUUGGUAUCGUGACAACUGAACUGCGUAGUGAGUCAGGUGGUGAGCACCAGGGCCGAAUCACCUAUGAGAAUAGGGGUGAGUGCUUCUUCCUCCCCUAUGGCAAGGAGGACGUGGAGGGCUAUGUGACUCUUAAGCCUGGAGACAAAGUCAGUUUCCAGAUCGCUACCAAUCAAAGGACAGGCAACUUAGCGGCGAGGCAUGUACGCCUAGAGAAUCCAGCUCAGCCUGUGAAGUACCAAGGAGUUGUUAGUGGCAUCAAGGACUCGUACGGGUUCAUCGAGAGAGCAGAUGUAGUGGACGAGAUCUUCUUCCACUUUUCGGAGGCCAAAGGCAUCACUGGAGGCCUCAAACUCGGGGAUGAUGUUGAAUUCUACAUUCAGACUCGUAAUGGCAAAGAAGUUGCAGCCAACAUGGUGAAGCUGAACCCGGGUACUGUUGUGUUUGAAGACAUCAACCAGGAGAUGAUCAAAGGUCAAGUACUCAAGCCCAUUGAGAAGAACUCCCGCCUCUACCAGAAGGACCCCCUGGACGGACGCAUCCGUUAUAGGGGAAAAGACCGCUCAGAAGUGGAGGUGAAAUUUGGAGCGGACCAGAAGGGUGACUUCACCUUGCGCCAUGGAGACUGGGUCCAGUUCAACAUUGCAACAGAUAGGAGAGAUCACCUGCAGAAGGCCACAAAUAUCUCUCUGCUUGAUGAAAGCUUCAAGGUGUCUGGCGAAAAGCGUGAACAGGGAGUGAUCGUCGCUCUGAAAGAAGGCUUCGGCUUCAUCAAGUGUGCUGAUCGGGAUGCUCGCAUGUUUUUCCAUUACAACGAACUCUUAGACCCAGAGCAUGAGAUCGCUAUCAAUGAUGAAGUGGAAUUUACUGUAGCUCAGGAUACAACAAAUCAGUCACCGAAUCGCCAAAGUGCCAUUCGCAUCCAGAGUCUGAAGAAGGGCACUGUUAAGUUUGAGGUGUUGGUGAAAGAAGGACUCCAAGGACAAGUUACAGUGGAAGCUCCAGGUAGCCCUAGGAGCCCCCACAAGAACAGCCAGAUGUUAACCACUGAAAAAAUGCAGGAACCUGGAGUCAUCUCAUACACUUUAGACGGAGUGAAGCAGACUAUAAACUACUAUGCUAAUAACUGUGAUAAACCUUUGCAAAGUGGAGAUAAGGUGGAAUUCAGCAUAUAUCAGGUAAAGCGAACCAAGGAGCUUGUGGCAAUGGGGAUUCGACUGGUGCGAGGCCAAGCAUCUGUCCGCCCAACGGCCAAUAACCUCACUUCUGCUGCCACCACUGGAUUGUCUUUGCGCUCUAGCCAGACCAAUGCCCCAAGCACACCAAGUAAUGGGAAUGUCACCAGCAACAGCAGUACUAGCAUUAAUGGCAAGAGCAACACCCCUGGCCCUCGUCCCUCUGCCACACUACACCAGGGCUUCGUAGCAGCUCUCAAGGACACCUUUGGUUUUAUUGAGACCAUAUCUCACGACAAGGAGAUCUUCUUCCACUUCAGCAAUGUUGAAGGUGAUGCUAACAACCUUGAGCUUGGGCAAGAAGUGGAAUAUACCUUGUCAUCCCGCACUGGACCUGGGGGCAAAGUGUCUGCGGAAAAUGUGCGAACACUUGCCAAGGGAACUCUGCAGAUGCCAAAGAUUCUGGGUGACAUAUUUGAAGGAACUGUUCUUCGAUCAAUGCGAUCCAUCAACCCAGACCAAGAAGAAUACUCGGGCCUUGUGUGUGUAGGCAAUGAAGAUGAGGGCUUAGAGCAGUAUGAGUUCGGGAUAACAGGUGUUGUCAACAAGCGUGAGUUACUUCAGCCCGGAGACCAGGUGACCUUCCAGCUGGAUGAGUCAAGGAGAGCUGUCAGCAUCAGGGCCAUUCGCAAGAAGCUCAUUGCGACUGUUGAUGCUGUCAAGGGACAAUAUGGUUUCCUGAACCAUGAGACCGAGGAGGGGAAGAAGCUGUUCUUCCACCAGUCAGAAGUGAAAGACGGAACCAUACUCAGUCCUGGGGAUGAGGUGGAGUUUGUCAUCAUCACCAACCAGAAGACGGGCAAGUCAUCUGCUUGCAGCAUCUCGCGAAUUAUGUCAAAGACCGCCCCAUCGCAGAGGCCUGACCGCCUGAUCAGUCGGCUGAAGAAUCUGAACUGUGACACAAGCAAGCCACGCAUGACUGUCCUCCGACAGCCCAAAGGUCCGGAUGGCUCUAAAGGUUUUAAGCUGCAGCGCACAAUAUCAGAGUUACAGAGCCAGGUUGUCCCCUAGCAUGUUGCUUCCCAGAAGGAAUCGGAGUCAGUUGUCAGUUUUACUUGCCUGUUGUUGAACCCUUUUUAUCACUAAGAUACAAAUGUCAGAUUCGUGUUUUUAAAAUUGUACUACAUGCUGUUGAUACUAUUUUUGAUCAAUUCAAGUGCAUUCCAUUCGCGGCUCCUGAGGAUAGAGAGAGAACAUUUAAUUGGCGUUGAGGUUAGUCCAGUGGAAAAGAUUAUCGAGUCAGAUCAACACCUGAGUUGAAAUUACUCCUGAUAUAUGGAAAAUGAAAUAUAACUGAUGAUGAGAAAAUUUUUAAAGUUUUAAUAAUAAUUCCCAAGAUGCUGGUGAGUUGAGGGGAAAAGAAUGUACAUGAUUGACAAUAUAAGACAGAGGGUAUUUGUCAAGCAGGAGGCAAUUCGCAAAUUCAAGAGUAUGUAUUGCAGAAGUAUAUUUCCACCCAAAAACAAACAAACAAAAAAGAUCAACAUUAACAUGAGCAAAAACAUCUUCCCUUUGUAAAGGACAGCAUAAAUCAAGGGUGUCACCGACGGAUUGUGGUGGUGUUUGAAAGGGUGGGUCCAUUCAGCCAUGCAGAGCCACAUUGUAACCCAGUAUUGCCGAGAAACUAUUUGAGUGAGUGUAACGAAUGUGUUCGCAACAAGUUUUCCUAUACGAGGCCGCUUAGGGUGAUGAGGUGUCCCCUUUGUUUCUUUUCUUUUCUUUUUUUUUCCAUUAUUUUCCUUUUCUUCUGGUUUUAUUUUUUAUUAUUGCUUUUGUUGCUUUCCAAGCAUCUUUUAGUAGUCUAGUAUGGCUUUAUGAUAGAGUAGGUCAUCAUACUUUGCAAAGACUUAGAACUACUGAUUGUCUCCCAGUUGAGUGAUUGGCUUCAAGAUAAAGCGAU
Messenger RNA from Penaeus vannamei (Pacific white shrimp), 4833 nucleotides. The record is from RefSeq and is a predicted model, not a curated record. NCBI's taxonomy places the organism in Eukaryota, Metazoa, Arthropoda, Malacostraca, Decapoda, Penaeidae.